AACAAUAAACGCCGGAUGUUCCGGGCUCAAAUACGGCGUUUCUGGGUUCAGCACUAUCACUAAGUGGAAUCAUGAGUGACGAGCAUUGCCGAUUGUGCUUGGAAAGAUGCUCAUCUGGGGAGCGCACCUCAAUCGAAGAUACAUCAUUCCGAGAAAUCGCUGCAGAUGUGUUCUCGUUUACGAUCGAAACUCUGCCCACGUUGCCGGAACUGGUAUGCAGUGCAUGCUCCGAUCGUAUGAGCGAUUUUCACGCGUACGCCAUGCAAGUGCGUACCAAUCAAGAGCUGCUCAUCAAACAGUCCACGAGCAAGGCUUCAAUGUUUGAGAUGGUUGAAUUGGAAACAUGCACUGCUGAACUGGCCGUGGAAAAAAAGGAAAGUGUAGAUGGGCGCAACGAUAAUCACGAUCCUUCCGAGGACCCUGACAAAACCCACAAAUCGGAGGAUGAUCUUAUACGCACGUACUAUGAUAUGAGGUGUGAGAUCUGUUCGGUUGAGCUCGAUACAUUCGCCAAACUGCAGCGGCACUUCAAAAAUGAACACAGCGAGCGUGGCUAUGUGCGGUGUUGCGAUAAGGUAUUGACAAAACGUUCGCAGGUUCUCGAGCAUAUCAGAAUGCACGAAGGAUCGUUACGUUGCAACCUGUGCCAGAAAAGCUACAAAUGCAACCGAACACUGGAGCUGCACAAGCUGAUCUACCACGCUAAGAAGGAAGACAAGCCAUUCAAAUGCGACAAGUGCCAUCAGGCCUAUCCGAGGCAACAUCUGCUUACUGCCCACCUGCAGCGGCAUGUGCAGGAGCAAUGCACGGUCUGCCGGAAGACGCUAUCGAACUAUCAGGCACUGAAAGUGCAUAUGGCCCAAAUGCAUGGGCAUGAUAACCAGCAGAUAUGUGCCACCUGCGGAAAACUGUUUCGCACGAAGCAGGCCAUGGAGAGGCACAUCAAGGAGCAUCGUGGGGAGCAAAGUAUUGAAAAGGUGCAGUGCCAUAUCUGCAGCAAGUGGUUCAAUGGGAAGAGCAAUGUGAAAAAGCACAUCCGCUACAUCCACGUAGAGCAGGGACAGGAGUUCCAGUGUGACAUCUGCCUGCACAAGUAUCCCAAUACCCGUGCCCUGAUUUACCACAAACAGCGGGUGCACGUGGAGGAAAAGUUCGGCUGUGAAUACUGUGGAAAGCGAUUUAAGCGAAAAAUAUAUCUCAAGGAACACAUCGCAUCGCACACGGGACAGCCGCUGUAUUCGUGUGAGGCUUGUGGGGCUACCUUCAACUCCAACGGUAACCUGUACGCUCACCGGCGUACCAAGCAUCUUACGGAACAGAGAGGGCGCAUACCGUCACAAACCGAACUGCAAGAGCAAAGAAUCAACGAGGCAGACAUUAGCAAAGAGCAAUAAGCUUACCGAUAAAGAAGUGACUAACUGAAUUUAGUAGUAAAAAUAGUGUACGAGAGUUUCAAAAACUGAACGAAAAUACAAACA
Molecule: messenger RNA, 1478 nt
Organism: Anopheles darlingi
Lineage: Eukaryota; Metazoa; Arthropoda; Insecta; Diptera; Culicidae
Product: transcription factor grauzone-like
Exons: 2
Coding region: 72-1394 (440 amino acids)
Cellular component (GO): nucleus
Molecular function (GO): DNA-binding transcription factor activity; zinc ion binding
Source: RefSeq, a predicted model, not a curated record